Molecule: messenger RNA, 2086 nt
Organism: Mytilus trossulus (common blue mussel)
Lineage: Eukaryota; Metazoa; Mollusca; Bivalvia; Mytilida; Mytilidae
Product: dynein axonemal assembly factor 1-like
Exons: 14
Coding region: 104-1873 (589 amino acids)
Molecular function (GO): protein binding
Source: RefSeq, a predicted model, not a curated record
GUUGUUACUACGCCGCCAUUAUUGUUUACAUCGACGCGUGAUUUUCAAGUUCUGACAGAGCUCCAAAAUCUAAAAGAUUCUUAAAAAGAGAAAAACACAUACAAUGCCUUUGAUAGAAGAAAUAUUUGAGGACAAUGUUGAAAUCCCUCAGAAAGAAAAGGCAGUAAAGGUCAAAAUAGAGGUCAUGGAGGAUAAAGAAAACAACAUCAAUGUAAACAAUGUUAACAAUACCAAAGAAAAUUUGAAGUCUGAUGGAUCUGGAGAUAAAACAGAACCCAACAAAAAUGGCAAACAGAAUGAGAUAGAGAAGAAAGAUAAAGAUAACUGGCCAAGGUUGACAAAAGCCUUUCUAAAACAGCACUGUAAAGAUAUGAAGCUUUAUCGUACCCCACAUCUAAAUGAUGUUCUCUAUCUACAUUAUAAAGGUAUUUUCAAGAUUGAAUCAUUAGAAGAGUACACAGGAUUGAGAUGUUUAUGGUUGGAAUGUAAUGGAUUGAGGAAAAUAGAAAACUUAGAAAAUCAGAAAGAAUUGAGAUGUCUGUAUCUUCAACAAAACUUAAUCUCAGAUAUAGAGAAUCUGGAGCCUCUUGUUUGGUUAGAUACACUGCAACUCAGCAACAAUAGAGUCAAGAAAAUUGAAAAUAUAUCAUGUUUACCCAAGAUAAAUUCUCUGUAUAUCUCACACAACAGAAUUGAGGAUGUUGAGGAUAUUGAACACUUAGCAGAAUGUGAUUCACUGAGUGUAGUAGAUCUGUCACAUAACAAAAUAGAUGAUCCUAAAGUUCUAGAAGUUUUUGCUGCUAUGAAAAAUCUGAAAGUAUUAAAUUUAAUGGGCAAUACUGUUAUUAGGAAUAUAAAGAAUUACAGGAAGAAUUUCAUAGUUAAAUGUAAACAUUUGAACUAUCUUGAUGACAGGCCAGUAUUCCCUAAAGAUAGAGCAUGUGCUGAAGCAUGGGCAGAAGGUGGUGUUGAAGCAGAAAAGGAAGAAAGAGAAAAGUGGAUAAAUAAAGAAAGACAAAAGAUCACUGACAGUGUGGAAGCCUUGACCAAAAUAAGGAAAGCAAAUAUAAAGCAGAAAAUAGAGAGAGAAAUGGUUGAGAGAGGAGAAGAGGGAGAAGUUGAUUUAGAGAGCGUUGAUUGGUUAACUGGAUCUUACAAGCUCAAAUCAGAUAUAGACAGUGAACAGACAGAAGAAGAAAUGACAGUCAUAACAGGGAAGCAGGCUGAGGAAGAGGAGGGAAUAUUUUCUACUAGAAAAAAUAUAACAAAGGAAGAUUCCACAAGAAUAUUUAUCACAGACACAGGAAAAGAAGAUGAAGAUGAUGAUGAAUUAGAGGAUCUACCAGAUUUAGAAGAUGUAGAUGUCACAGACCAGAUCCUUACACAAAGCCAGGAUAAGGCUUUCAAGCCAAGGAUUGAAAUUCUUGAUGACAGUGAAUCAGAAUCAGAAGAUGAAACAGAGAACCAGUCAUCAAAACCAUUCAUACAGGAAUUGAUAUCUUCCUCUAAACCAUUGAUACAGGAUAUUACAUCUUCAUCUAAACCACUUAUUGAAGAAAUAUCUCAAAACACUGAAGAUUUAACAUUAGAUAUUGAAGAGAAUAAACCAUCACUUAUAGAUGAAAUGAAUGAGUACGCCGUCGAGGAAGAAUCAUCAGAAACAGAUUUGAAUGACAUCAAUCCCGACUUCACCCCGUCAUAUGAUUCCGUCCAACAUGAGCAUUCGGCACAAUUGUUACAGGAAAUGAAAUCAAUGGACGACACAAACUUUAUUAAAACAGGUGUAAUGGACCCCAGUAAUGUGAUUGAGUCUAAACGUCCCAAAACAAACAAUCAUCCAUUAGCUGACUGGGAUGACUCAGAAUUAGAUUGAAAACUUAUGGAAAAAUAACCUUCUUUGUAUUAAAUGUGUUCAGAAAUUAUAUUUAUGCAGUCAAAAUUUUAAAAAAGUGUAAGGUUGAAUGGACCUAUCAAUUAAUGAAAGAAAUUGCCUCAAGAUAUACAAUAAGACUUAUUUCAUCAUACAAGGCAAUAUUUUAUGAGCUGCGGAUGAUAGAAACGAAUGAAUUAAAAGAAAUUGUAUUAA